CAUUAGCCGACAAAGCUUGUGCGGAGGCUCACGCGGUAAAAACAAUAAUCUUGUUAAGGUUUUCGUGGAACGUGAUGCUUCAACUCUCAUUAGCCUUGUAACUUUAUCCAGAUUUAAUUGUUUCAGUGAGGAGUGCGCGUGGCAGGAUGCACUUCAUUCUGUGCGUACUCAUCACCGCGACGUGCGCGUUUGCCGAUAACAAUCAAAACAGGCGAACAAAAUUACCAUACAUAGCCGAUGCCGUUGGUAACAGUCUUCCGCCACCGUCAAGUGUGCCAGCGACUGUGGGAAGCCCAGUAAAUUUGCUUACACCAGAUAGAUAUGAAUUUUACACCUUUGAUGAGUCUGGUGAACUUGUUAAAAGAUUAAUGACUUUAGAAGAAAUACAGGCUAUAGUAGCAGCAGGAGAAGAAACAGACGGCUUAGUCACUUUCGCUAAUGACAAUCAACCCACGGUAGCUUUUAACUUUAGUCAACCAUCUCACACGAAAGUACAUAGUGUAGUUACUAAUGUACAAAAUGUUUUAAAAUCUCAAAUGGAGGCGCAUAAAAAAAAGCCAAAUGUACAACCAACUUUCGAUACUCCAGAUGUUUCAGACUCUUGGAGCCUGAUAUUACCUUCGAUAUUUGGCAACACUGGGGUGGAUAUAGUUCCAGAUAAAACAUCGGGCUCAUUUAUUACUCCUGAGACAGAAACUAUCGACAUAGAUAACUUAAAUAUGGAAUAUGAAAAUUCGCAAAGUAAAGAAAGCAAUGAAAUACCUACUAUGCCUACGUUUGAAGUUAAAGACAAAAAUAAUGAUGUCACAGCAAAACCGUUAACUGAAGUUUCUCUUUUUAAGCGUACUACAACUGAAUCAUCACAUUUUACUACUACUACUACUACUACAUCAAAGCCUUUCACUACAAUUUCCAAGGUAACUACAACUACAACUAAACAGCCUGUAACAAAAACAACAAAUAAGCCACUAAUUAUAACAACAACAAAUAGAUCAAAAUUAUCAAGUUCAACUAGUACUGUGCGACCUCCACCUACAACAACAAUAAACGCUAUAAUAUCAACUACUAGUAAAUUUUUACCAUCGCAUUCAACACAGCAAUAUUCAAAUAUCACUAAUAUAAAUGAGAAUAAUACUUCUAUUAGAAACUUCACAGCAAAGCCAAUUCAAUACGAGAAAAUAAGUACUUUUUCACCUAUUUCUACACCAGCAUACAUAGCUGAAACAAUAACAGAAAUGUCAAAUAAUAAACAAGCGAUGUUUUCACAUGAAAAUGUAACAAACAUUAAAUCGAACACAAUAUUAUUCUCGCCUUUAAAAAAUAAUGAAAACGAAUAUGAAAAAAAUAUUUCCAUAGAAGAGAAUACAAGUCAAUCUGUUUCUCCUUUAACAAUAGCCUCAACAACAGAAAUGAUAUCUUCACAAAAUAAUCAAAUUGAAAACAAUGUUAAUGUAAGUAGCCAAACACAAGUAGAUGAAAGCGAAGAUAAAGAAAGUCAGACUUCUUUACCAUUAUUUGAUGUGGCUCAGAGUAUAAGUCAAAUAGCUUCUGAUCUUGGCAAUAAUUAUGUCCCUAUACCUACUUCUAAUAGUUUAUUAGAUACUACAAAAAUAAACAAUAUUGAUAUAGAGAGCAAGGAGAACGUAGAAAUUGAAAUACCUAUAGAAAAUGGAAAUGAAAAUGAAAUCAUAGCAAACCAUACUAAUGAAUCUGAUAAUUUUAUAAAAAUAUCUACAAUUGAUCCACACAUAAAAAUUGAAAAUACUAAAGAAAAAGAAGAAGUGCAGACUACAUCCUUACCACCAAGUACGACUACAAUGUUAAGUACAACUAACACUAAUACUAUGGAUGUUAUUUUAACAGGUUCAGUAGACGAUUUAAUAUCGCAAGUAGCAAAUGAAGGUCCUGCUAUUACAUCAAUAGUCUAUCAUGAAAAUAAUACAGAACCUGAUGAAAGUAUUAAAGAAAUGGAGGAGAAAUUAUACUCGACUUACGAUUCGUUGAGUGUUGAAACUACUACUUCCAAUUUAGUUAUUGAUACUACAAUUAAUUCAUCACAUACCAAUACUUCUUCCCUCAAGAAAAAUAACGAUGACAAAACCAACGUAUUAAAAGAGUUUAAAGACGAAAUAAUUGAUAUAGAAAACGACAUAUCCAAAAGUACAAUCAAUAAAAAUAUAAGUGUAACAAAAUAUGGUCUAGAUUCUAGUAACCAUAAUUCUAGCAGUAUAAGGAACAGUAGCAAUAUAUUAAAUAAUUAUAACAUAUUAAAAAACUUGACCAAAUCAGAAGAAAAAAAGAAGGUUGAUAUGAACUCAGAAAGUAUUAAGGCAGUGGAUAAGGUCGAGUCUUCCACUUUUGUUAAUGUAUCUACUGAAAAUAAUAUUGUUACGACUGUUUUGCCAGAUAUCACAACUACACAACAAAUUAAUAAAGUCAAUAAUAAAUUUCAGAAAUUAGAAGCACAAAUACCAAAAUUUGAUGAAUUCAAAAAGAAAAUACAAAAAGUAAAUAUUGAUGAAAAAGAGCUAGCGAAUGAAAGGAAUAAUUCCUGGAAACUUAUAUCAACUGUUACGCCACCAAAAGUAUAUAAUCUUAAUAAAGAUAAACACAAAGUUGAAGGUUUUUACAUACCUGAGAGUAAUGAUAAAGGUAUUGUUUUAGAGUUUCCCAAGGAAAAUCAGGGGUUAGAAGUUACGACAAAAGACUUAGGCGAAGAUGUACUACAAUUCACGGAGCUUUGCAAUGAAUUAGCGUUUAGAUAUUGGAAUGUAUUAACUGAAAAUACAGACAAAAAACGAAGCAUUGUUUUUUCUCCUUAUUCUAUAACGUCUAUGUUAGCAAUGAUGUUUAUGGGAGCGAAAGGAGCAACAUCAGGUGAAAUGAAUGAAGUUCUUAAGUUAGAUGAUAUGGUUACAUUCAAUCCACAUUUUACAUUGAAAAAUAUAUCCGACUCAAUCGACACUACUUCUGCAUCUGGGGUAUCUGUAUCGGCAUUUAUAAGAGAGCUUUACAGUGAAAGAAGUAAGGGUAAAAUUUUGACAUUUUAUAAAGAAAGAGCGCAACACUUUUAUAAUGGUCACGUGGAAGAAAUAAACUUCAAUUUAAUUAGUGAUAUUAUAAGGAGAAGAACUAAUUUACUUAUUAAAAGAUAUACAUGGGGUAAAAUUGCUGAAUAUAUAAAAUCCAACAGUAUAACUAUGCACCCUCCACUAGCAGCAUUUUCGGCUAACAUUUUUCAUACUGAUUGCAGUGGAUCAUCUGUGGAAGGAAGAGACGGCGAAAUGUAUUUCGUAGUUUCACCAAAUGUUCGUCAGAGACGUUUGGUGCCCGUACCAGCUGUCGUCUUCAAAAGUAAUUUCCUUGCCGGCUACGAUCCAGUUUUAGAUGCUACCGCUGCUGCCCUAGGAAAUACAAAUUCUGUUGUUAGCACACUCUUCUUAAUGCCGGGCCAACAAGGAAACGUUGUACAUGCGGAAGAUUUAGAAAAUCUUGAAAAACGGUUUAUCGAUUCUGAUCUAAGUACAUCAGCAUGGAAUCGAUUAUUAAGAACGCUUUUACCACGAAAUGGCUUAGAACUGCAAAUACCAAGAUUAUCCCACAAAUCUAUUUUCAACGUGUCCUCUACAUUGCGAAAAAUGGGCUUGAAAGAAUUGUUUGAUGCAAACCACGCUGAUUUAGGUGGAAUGAACGGGCCAUCAAAGGACCUCUAUCUGUCUGAUAUGAUACAAUUGACUUCUUUUGUCACUUGUGGUGAAGCUGCGAUUGGAGAGCAGCAUCACAUAGAAGAAUACCCUGAAACAUUAGAUCUAUCACAUAAACAUAGGACUUCCAGAUGGCUCACAGGAUGGGAUGAACCACGAGACUAUCAACGUGCUUUCCAUGAUCCGCAUGAUGUAGGUGAUGCUAUGCACUUACCAUUACAUCUUCGACCAAGACAAGCAAGACUUCCUGCAAGAAACACUCAACCAGCUCGUUUAAAAUUCGAUAGACCUUUCCUCUUCUUUGUACGACACAACCCCUCAGGCAUGAUUCUUUAUGUUGGUAGAUACAACCCACGGCUUCUACCUUGAAGGCUUAGAAAAGACUGCUAGUUUAGUUUAAUUUACUAUAUUCCUUAAAGGAAUGUGAUGAGGUAUAAUGGUGAGUGUGAUAUAUGUAUGUGUAUGAAAUUAUUCACUGUAUUAACAUUUAUGUGACAGUAUUACAGUUUAUUGGAAUAGAGGUAACUUGUACAUUAAGAUGUACGUAUGUUCUUUCCUCUAUACUAAUGCUAAAUGAUAUGUGGGUAGUUAUAAGAUGAUGCAAAUGAAAUAAUGUUUAUUAUAAGUAAAAUAUUGUAAUUAAUGAAGUAAUAGUACAUUUUAAUAACUAAUUUCAUUUCAUUGUCAUUGUAGAUGCAGUUUUAGAAUAAAUUAAAAUUAUAAAAGUAUUUGUUUAUUUUAAUUAAUUAUAUG
Nymphalis io (European peacock) is the source of this 4457-nucleotide messenger RNA. RefSeq lists its product as uncharacterized. The transcript is spliced from 4 exons. The coding region runs from base 147 to 4073 and encodes 1308 amino acids. The record is from RefSeq and is a predicted model, not a curated record. Lineage: Eukaryota; Metazoa; Arthropoda; Insecta; Lepidoptera; Nymphalidae. Gene Ontology annotation, molecular function: serine-type endopeptidase inhibitor activity.